GUGUCGCGUUCGUGCUCGUGGCCGCGUAGCGGAGUACGCUGCUGCGCACGCAUUGAUUUCAUCCCACCAUCUCGUGGUACGUACACGUCCGUCUCCGUCCCCAUGGCGCGCGGCUAAAACGAGCUCUCGACCCCCGAAAUAGCCCGGCACAAACACGCACCACCCGCCCGCGCGCCUACGCCUACCGCGCAGGAGGCAGGGCGAGCGAGCGGCCUCCCUCCCUCGCUGCUGCCGCGCGAGCGCGCCGACGCUGCUCGAUCUUGGUUUUCGCCUGUCCGGGGGCGGGCGAGAUGAUGAAGCUGCGUUGGUGGCGGGUGGACGCGUCGGAGGUCGCGGCCGUAACGGCGAUGGGCGUGUGGGAGGCCGUCCUCGCCGGCGGCGGCAGGAGGUUCCUCAAGAGGAAGGACAGCGACGCCGGCGAGACUGGUCGUGCGUUGGAGGAGUUGCGGAGUUCAUUGUACAAUGAAAUGCAUAGCUCAGAAGGGGCCAAGCGACAGCAGCAGCGGUUCUGUGGACCAAGUGUUGCACUGACAUUUAAUUUUGCUGUUGCUGUUGGUAUCAUCAUGGCAAACAAAAUGGUGAUGGGGAGUGUUGGGUUUAAGUUCCCAAUUGCACUAUCGCUAAUUCAUUACGCGGUUGCAUUUGUUCUAAUGGCCAUCCUUAAGACGAUGUCCAUGUUGCCAGUUGCUCCUCCUUCUAAAUCCACACCUUUCUCUUCUUUAUUUGCUUUGGGUGCUGUAAUGUCUCUCUCCACUGGGCUUGCUAAUGUGAGCUUAAAACAUAAUAGUGUAGGUUUUUAUCAAAUGGCUAAGAUUGCUGUAACUCCAACAAUUGUUGUGGCUGAAUUUAUGAUUUUCCAGAAAAGGGUUUCCUCUCAAAAGGUUAUCACACUGGCAAUUGUGUCAUUUGGAGUGGCCGUAGCCACUGUUACUGAUCUAGAGUUCAAUUUCUUCGGUGCUGUUGUAGCAUUGGCUUGGAUUGUUCCUAGUGCAGUAAACAAAAUUCUAUGGUCAAAUUUGCAACAGAGUGGAAAUUGGACUGCCCUUGCAUUGAUGUGGAAGACAACUCCGGUCACGAUAUUUUUCUUAUUGGCACUGAUGCCUUUGUUGGAUCCCCCGGGCUUGCUGCUGUUUGACUGGAACUUCAGGAACAGCUUAGCUAUUAUCAUUUCUGCUUUGUUUGGCUUCCUACUCCAAUGGUCUGGCGCUUUGGCACUUGGCGCAACAUCAGCUCUGUCACACGUUGUGCUGGGGCAAUUCAAGACCAUAGUCAUAAUGCUCUCAGGUUACCUGAUCUUCAGCUCGGAUCCUGGAAUCACCAGCAUCUGCGGAGCCAUCGUCGCUCUCGGUGGCAUGUCCGUCUACACCUAUCUGGGUCUGAAAGAGUCGACGACAACCGGGAAGAAACCGCCUUUAGCACAGAAGCCCAAAGCUGCUGGGGAUGGUGAGAAGCCUGGUUUGGAGCAUGAGGAUUCUGUAUGAGCUGACGAGGAUUAUUCAUCCUGGUUGGUCGAUUGUACUAUAAGCAUACUUAGGUGAUUCUCCAAGAGUUGUACGCCAUUGCUGAGUCCAUUGUACAUAGAAACACUUCAUGAUUUUACCCUUUUACAGUUCUUAAAAAGUUCAAAAACAUUGCCUCACAA
Messenger RNA from Oryza sativa Japonica Group (Japanese rice), 1642 nucleotides. RefSeq lists its product as uncharacterized. Gene Ontology annotation, cellular component: Golgi apparatus. The record is from RefSeq and is a predicted model, not a curated record. Lineage: Eukaryota; Viridiplantae; Streptophyta; Magnoliopsida; Poales; Poaceae. Gene Ontology annotation, molecular function: nucleotide-sugar transmembrane transporter activity; antiporter activity.